Molecule: messenger RNA, 676 nt
Organism: Alnus glutinosa
Lineage: Eukaryota; Viridiplantae; Streptophyta; Magnoliopsida; Fagales; Betulaceae
Product: transcription initiation factor IIA subunit 2
Exons: 4
Coding region: 152-472 (106 amino acids)
Biological process (GO): RNA polymerase II preinitiation complex assembly; transcription initiation at RNA polymerase II promoter
Cellular component (GO): transcription factor TFIIA complex
Molecular function (GO): TBP-class protein binding; RNA polymerase II general transcription initiation factor activity
Source: RefSeq, a predicted model, not a curated record
AUACCCCUCAGCUACAAAAGCUAGGGUAUAAAAAGCCCCAAAUCUCUCCGCCCAAAAUUCUUCGAGUGCAAACAUUAAACGAGACGAAGCCACAGACCAAAAGCUCCACUUUCUUGCCACCGAAUCCUCUCAUCUCGUCCGGUGACUGAGAAUGGCGACGUUCGAACUGUACCGGAGGUCGACGAUCGGGAUGUGCCUGACGGAAACUUUGGACGAGAUGGUACAGAGUGGCACUCUCCGUCCCGAGCUGGCCAUCCAGGUUCUUGUUCAGUUCGAUAAGUCUAUGACUGAAGCUUUGGAAAAUCAAGUGAAAAGCAAGGUCUCCAUUAAGGGACAUCUGCACACUUACAGAUUUUGCGACAAUGUUUGGACCUUCAUCUUACAAGAUGCUAUGUUUAAGCACGAGGAAUGCCAGGAGACUGUCGGGCGGGUGAAAAUUGUGGCAUGCGAUUCAAAGCUGCUCACGCAAUGAGAUAUGUCCUAAGGUCAGUUGUAUGUUUAAUAAGGAGAAUUUUAAUUGUUGGCAGUAGAGGGCAAUGGUGGCAAAGAAGAAAGUGGAGUUUGUCCGAGAAAUUGAAGAAAUUGAAUAUUAAAUUGUAAAGCUAUCACCCUUGACCAUUGUAGUUAUUUCAUGUAACAUGGAUUAUGGUGUCAACUACUUCUUCAUUCCUUUUUC